AAGCGUCAUUGUCAUUCUCCGUUCCUGUCAUCAUUACAUGGCGAUAGAUAGAUUUAAUGUUAAACAAUUCAAUCGCUAAUGUCGUCUAUGAAACAACGAAAUAAAAUAUUUAAUUAUGACUUUAAGGCGAAUUAAAACUAUUACUUGACACAAAAUAUUCAUGUACAUUAGUAUUAGCUUGAUGGGUUACAGGAUAACCAACUCAAGAUGUCUCGUUUUGUGCGUAAUACUAACUUUUGUGAUGGGCUGCUAUUUAGCAUCUUUGCCCAUAGAAGAAGAAAAACCAGCAUUGCUUAAGCAAUCAGUUGCCGAAAUUCCUACCAUUAAUACAAACAAGAAGCGUCUAGCAAUCAUCGUUCCGUUCCGGGACCGCUUCGAGGAGCUCCUAGAGUUCGUUCCUCACAUGACCGCCUUCCUGAAGAGACAAGAAAUUCCAUUCCACAUCUUUGUGGUUCAACAGAAGGACAGCAACCGUUUCAACAGAGCUUCAUUGAUAAAUGUUGGAUUCCUGCAGACUCGUAACAAUUUCGAAUACAUGGCGAUGCACGACGUUGAUCUUCUACCUUUGAACGACAACCUAAAGUAUGAAUAUCCUGAAGCAGGACCAUAUCAUAUCUCUUCACCAGACACCCAUCCAAGAUAUUACUACAAAACGUUCAUUGGUGGCAUACUGUUAAUAAAGAGAGAGCAUUAUGAGCUGGUCAACGGAAUGUCCAAUAACUACUGGGGUUGGGGGCUGGAAGACGACGAGUUCUACGUGAGAUUGAAGGAUGCAGGCCUCACAGUUACGAGGCCAAGCAACAUUACUACGGGACGAGAGAACACCUUUAGGCACAUGCACGAUAAGACUUAUCGCAAACGCGACAUGCGCAAGUGCUACAACCAGCGCGAGGUGACGCGGCGUCGUGACCGCCGCACCGGACUCCAUGACGUGGCCCACCGCGUGCUGAGCCUCCACACCCUCACCAUCGACGGGCUGCCGCUGACCGUCCUCAACGUGGAGCUCAUCUGCGACCGGAACGCGACCCCGUGGUGUCAGUGCCCAGAACCACCUAAACCUAAAAAGACUUGAUACAAACAAAAGUGUUUUUUUUAAGGGAUUUUAUGACCUGGUAACAAAGACCUUUAAGUCAUGUCUUAGUCUAAUUUAUAUUUGUAAUUUUAUGAAAACUGAUGAUAUGGAGUGAAAUGAAAUGAUGAUGAUUAAUUUGAGACAUUAAUCAACUAGGAUGAAAUGAAAUGAAAUGAGAUGAGAUGAGAUGAGAUGAUAUGGGAUGGGAGAUUUUUUCAGUGGACUUUAUGGAGGAUCCCGAGAAGUUACGUCCGGCGGCUUUGUUGCACUUUCACAGAUAUUAAACAGUUAAUAAACCACCGUUAUUACACAUUUAAACCUGAAGAAACACUAAAUAGACAAAAUAAAACAAAUCGCACAACUUAACUCCUCGCGUUCCCGCCAAAAAGUUAAAACAAGAGUGCUAGUGACGUUCAGAAGUGGAAAUGCUCAAGAUAACUAACUGUUGUGACAUUAUCUAUGUGACAAAAAAAUGUAUUGUAAUUACUGAAUUUGAACGAAUAAAUAUCCUGGGAUUAUUUAUUAAUUAGUUUUAAGCCCUAUGCUGCAUGGCAUAGCUGAAUAAAAUUAAAUUAAAUCAUUCAAAUUAGUUGAGUUGUUAAUUACAUUUUUUUUGGUUUUGUUAUUCCUCGUAACUAUUGUAUCCUAGUCCUAAUUCAUAGAUUUACUUGAGGCUUUUAUAAAUUUUUAUUAAACUUUAUCAUAGUUAAUCUGCUAAUGUUUAUGAUAUUACAAUUAAAGUGUCAAACGGUGCUAAUCAGUUAUAUUAUACCUACUUACUGUUUUGAAACAAUAUCGUUUUAAAUUUGUAUUUUUUAGUUUAUUUUAUAAACUGACCUUCAAGUAUCUGCUGAAGUACACCAAUCUGUUGUAAUAUUGCGACGCUUCCUUCAGGUUUAAUGGUAUCAAUAAAAAAAUAGAUUGAAGCAAAAAAAGAAAAGUGUGUAUGGGCAGUGGAGAUCCCACACUAGUUGAUGGGAAGUUUUAAUGGUAGCCCAUGGACCACAGCGCUACCGCCCAACUUGAAAGACGAGGCCAAAGUGAAUUAAUUGCCAUGAUUGCUGUAGUUCGACCCGGGACCGAAAACAAUUUUUCCAAAAAAAUAUAUACUACUUUUGAUAUUAAGUGAAUCCCAGUGUAGCUGUAGCAGUUGUUCGUAAUUGUAAAUAAAUUAAGUAAUUUAA
Messenger RNA from Bombyx mori (domestic silkworm), 2256 nucleotides. RefSeq names its product beta-1,4-galactosyltransferase 7 (gene beta4GalT7). Gene Ontology annotation, molecular function: xylosylprotein 4-beta-galactosyltransferase activity. Gene Ontology annotation, cellular component: Golgi apparatus. The transcript has 3 exons. The record is from RefSeq and is a predicted model, not a curated record. Gene Ontology annotation, biological process: proteoglycan biosynthetic process; carbohydrate metabolic process. Bases 161 to 1072 code for a protein of 303 amino acids. NCBI's taxonomy places the organism in Eukaryota, Metazoa, Arthropoda, Insecta, Lepidoptera, Bombycidae.